UCAUUCUCUUGCUAUCUCAACAUUCUUAUUGAAUAAUAUAAAGUAGGCACUUGAAUGAUUGAUUGCAAAAAUGAAGAACUUAAAAGUGACAUUCCUUCAUCCUGAUCUUGGUAUCGGUGGUGCUGAAAGACUUGUGGUAGAUGCGGCAUUAGCUCUGCAUAACAAAGGACACAAAGUUCAAUUCCUGACAACUCAUCAUGACUCCUCACAUUGUUUCAAAGAAACAAAAGAUGGAACUCUACCAGUGACGGUGGUUGGCGAUUGGUUGCCUCGCUCCGUGUUUGGAAGGUUGUACGCACUGUGUGCUUACAUUCGCAUCAUCUAUGCUGCUUUCUACUUGGUGUUAUUCAGUGAUUCAGAACCUGACGUGGUAUUCUGUGAUCAGAUUUCAGCAUGCAUUCCAAUUCUCCACCUCAAGUUUAGAAAUGUUUUAUUCUACUGUCAUUUUCCUGAUCAACUUCUCAGUACACCAGGAAGUUUUCUGAAAACAUUGUAUCGGUUACCUAUCAAUUGGGUUGAGGAAUUCACCACUGGCUGUGCAGAUAAAAUACUAGUAAACAGUAAUUUUACUAGAGGUGUGUUCAAACAGACAUUUAAAUCUUUGAAUCAACAACCAGACAUUCUCUAUCCAUCGAUUAAUACACAAAGUUUUGAUCAAGACGUUUCUUACGAUAUCAACAACCUGUUGACUACACCAAUAAGAGAUGAUUUCAAUGUUAUUCUCUCUAUCAACCGUUACGAACGUAAGAAAAAUUUGAUGCUAGCCAUAUCGUCUUUUAAAUUGAAAAACUACAUGUCUGAAUCGUCUUAUAAUAAAACGUGUUUGAUAGUUGCAGGAGGUUACGAUACUAGGGUGUCUGAGAACAUUGAGCAUUUUAUGGAACUCAAAGAAUACGCUAGAGAGUUAAAUUUGACUGAAAAGGUACACUUUUUGCGAUCACCGUCAGAUACAGAAAAAUUGGCCUUACUAAAUAGAUGUAACGUAUUAAUUUACACACCAUCCAACGAGCAUUUUGGAAUAGUGCCCUUGGAGGCGAUGUACGCUUUGAAACCUGUCGUUGCUGUUAAUUCUGGAGGUCCAGUUGAAACUAUAUCGAAUGGUGAGAAUGGAUUUCUCUGCGAGCCACUCCCGGAUGAUUUUGCCACAUCACUCGCUAAAAUUUUGGAAGAAAAGUCCCUUCAAGACAGCUUGGGAAAAGCUGGUAGAGAGAGGUUCAAGAAAAACUUCUCAUUUGAAGCUUUCAGUGAAAAAUUAAACCAAGUUAUUGAAAACCUUGUUAAUUAACAUUUGAACAAUAAACUAAGUCACAAUUUUGAUCAUAAGGUAAUCAUGACUAAAGUACUUGAGAUUAAUGUUUAGCUGAUAAAUAAAUAAUAUUUUUAUUUCAAAUCGAAUAAUUUUUCUUUUUAUAUUAACUAGUCAUCACACUUUUAUAGCAUAGUUAAUUAUGAAGAACAAUACGGUUUUAUCUAAGCAUGCUUUGCCUUAAAAUAGCAGGAACCAAUCACAACUAUUCUAGAAGCAGGCUGUUUGGUAACCAAGCCUAACUUGACUGAAUAUUCUCAAGAAUAAUUUUAAUUUAGUAUUACUCAGGGAUGUGUGGUAGUAAGAAUUUCGGGUCCACAAUGAAUGUCUACCACAAUAUUAUCAUUAUAAUAGAUACGGUAGUCUACAUAACAGCAAUAGCUGCCAUGUCGAAGACCUGAUAUUGAAUGUUUUCCUUAUUCAUCAAAAACAAUGACAUUAUUUGUGGAUCAAUUCCAUAAUAAUUAGGUUAUAGCCUAUUUAUGAAAAUAUAUUUUUUAAAAGAUACAACACAUCUGCAUAAUAUAAUUAUAUCGUAAAAUAUAAUCUUCAAUUUCCAUUACGACCUUCUAGUCAAUCACUUUGAACUUUAUAUAACUACAUCAGUAUAACGUGUCAAAACUAUUCUUAAUUUGGUAAGAAAAAAGUGGUAGGUCAUCAGAUACAUACAAUAACAAAAUUAUCCACUUUAUUUGAAAAAUUCGGAUACAAUAUUGAAUAAUUUCACUUAUCAAUAUGGUUUACUCUCUAUAAAACUUGGAAUUGACAAAAUCUGUUUUACUGCCUUAACUUUUUGAAAUCAAUGCAAUAUUACCUUGUAAUAAAUGAAAUCUGAAUCAUGGGAUUCAAAAUUGGUGUUAAUACAUUAAAAAUUUGAGAAUUUAAAUAAAAUCAAUUGCUUUGAAUCUCUUUUGACUCAAUGCUAUAUUUUAAAUUAUGUUCCUCUAUGAAUCAAAUCAAUAAACAUUUAAAAACAA
Molecule: messenger RNA, 2283 nt
Organism: Nilaparvata lugens (brown planthopper)
Lineage: Eukaryota; Metazoa; Arthropoda; Insecta; Hemiptera; Delphacidae
Product: alpha-1,3/1,6-mannosyltransferase ALG2-like
Molecular function (GO): GDP-Man:Man(1)GlcNAc(2)-PP-Dol alpha-1,3-mannosyltransferase activity; alpha-1,3-mannosyltransferase activity
Source: RefSeq, a predicted model, not a curated record